CGUACCCUCACUCCCCUUCACUCUCACACACUCACCGCAUUUUGGCGGGAGAGCAGAAAGAAGCAGAAAAAGCAAAGGAGCUCAAAGAGACGGCCGCACCCACAGCCAUGGCGGAGGACCAGGACCAAGACGCGGCUAUCCUUGAGGAAGAAUACGCCGUGUGGAAGAAGAACACCCCUUUCCUCUACGACCUCAUCAUCUCUCACCCUCUCGAAUGGCCAUCUCUCACCGUCCAUUGGGCCCCAUCGACCCCACAGCCCCAUGCCGAAACAUCUUUCGCCGUCCACAAGCUCGUCCUGGGUACCCACACCUCCGAUGGCUAUCCCAACUACCUCAUGGUCGCCGACGCCCUCCUCCCCACAUCCCAACCGAACUUUGGCGCCAUUUCUGAAGAAGAUCCUGAGAUGCCUAAGGUGGAAAUAAUGCAGAAGAUUCCUGUUGAUGGGGAAGUGAAUAGGGCACGGUGGAUGCCACAGAAACCGACUAUUGUGGGUGCGAAGACCAGCGGUGCUGAGGUGUAUGUGUUUGAUUCUGCGAAACAUGGGUUGAAGCCUCAAGAGGGUGGUUGUGAUCCUGAUUUGAGGUUAAGGGGUCAUGAUAAAGAAGGAUAUGGUUUGUCCUGGAGCCCUUUUAAGGAGGGUUACCUUUUGAGUGGUUCUUAUGAUUGUAAAAUUUGUUUAUGGGAUGUGUCUGCUUCGCCUCAAGAGAAAGUGCUUGAUCCAAUCCAUGUUUAUGAGCGUCAUGAAAGUGUGGUUGGAGAUGUAUCAUGGCAUCCGAAGAAUGAGAACCUAUUUGGGUCUGUUGGGGAUGAUUGUCAGUUGAUGAUUUGGGACUUACGCACAAACCAAACGCAGCAUUCUGUCAAAGCUCAUGAGAAAGAGGUGAACUAUCUUUCUUUCAAUCCGUAUAAUGAAUGGAUUCUGGCGACAGCAUCUUCAGACACUACCAUUGGUCUGUUUGAUAUGCGGAAACUGACUGUGCCAUUGCAUGUUCUGAGUAGCCACACAGAGGAGGUGUUCCAGGUUGAAUGGGAUCCGAAACAUGAAACUGUGUUGGCAUCUUACGCUGAUGACCGAAGGUUGAUGGUUUGGGACCUCAACAGGAUUGGGGAUGAGCAGUUGGAAGGAGAUGGUGAUGAUGGCCCACCAGAACUUCUCUUCUCACAUGGCGGCCAUAAAGCAAAGAUAUCGGAUUUCUCUUGGAAUAAAUAUGAGCCAUGGGUCAUUUCAAGUGUAGCUGAAGACAACACUCUUCAAGUUUGGCAAAUUUCUGACAGCAUAUAUGGGGACGAUUAUGAUGUGCGAGCUUCCGAUGUCUAAUCAUAAAUUCUCAACCGUCAGCUUAGAAGAUAAUUUUCCUACCUUUUUUACUAGUGUAAGCUCUUGUUGUUGUUAGGUGCCGUGUUAAGACUUUUCUUUUGAGAUGAUUACAAGACUGGAAAAUUAUGUAUCUUCAAAAAGAACAGAGAGAGUUAAUAUUUGGAUGGAUUUGACAGAAUUGGUUU
Prunus avium (sweet cherry) is the source of this 1504-nucleotide messenger RNA. RefSeq names its product Transducin family protein / WD-40 repeat family protein (gene MSI2). The record is from RefSeq and is a predicted model, not a curated record. Lineage: Eukaryota; Viridiplantae; Streptophyta; Magnoliopsida; Rosales; Rosaceae. Gene Ontology annotation, molecular function: protein binding.